AUGUUGCAGACUGAAAAAACAACUAAGCCAACAGAAAUAAUAAUGGAAGAAGGUGAAUUAGCCGAAGUUACAACACUCGAUAGAAGCGAACAAUCUCGGACACUAAAUGAAAAUGAUGAAAAAGAUUUACCGGAAAGUACGGAAAUAUUUGAUAAUGAAUUAUCAUCACCAAUCGCUCUAAUCACUGAUGGAAAAUCAAGCAAUAUUGUUAUCAAAAAUGAAUGCUUUGGUGUGAUGCGGAAAAAUUUUAAUGUACGAAAAAUGCAUACUGCUGUAAAGCUAAAUGAAUUAAUGCGAGAGAAAAGUCCGGAUGCGCAGCUUGUCAUCGUUAAUUUACCUGGACCACCAGAACUUGGAAGUGGACAAUAUUAUAUGGAAUUUAUUGAAGCAUUAACGGAAGGUUUACAGAGGAUUUUAUUGGUAAGAGGUACCGGUACCGAGGUUGUUACCAUAUAUUCAUGA
This is a messenger RNA of Acanthocheilonema viteae, 462 nucleotides long. NCBI's taxonomy places the organism in Eukaryota, Metazoa, Nematoda, Chromadorea, Rhabditida, Onchocercidae. The record is from the annotation of a GenBank genome assembly.